AUGAAAUAUUUAGCUUCUAUUGCACUUACACUUGGUCUCCUUUCUGCCUCAAAUGCACUUGAAUUAGCACAAAGAGAUGACUCAACAGCCACUGAUACCACCACUCUUGAUGCUGCUAAAGAAACAUCUUCUAUUGACAUAAUAGCCAAAAAUGCUGUCUCCACUAUAGCUGAUUCUGACGACUCUACAAUGAUACCACUUCCUACUCUUGAUCCAGAAUCUGUAUCUUCUACAUCUCGUGGUCAUAGAACAAGAACCUAUACUGAAACUGGUGAUGAUACUGAACUGACUGCUCUUAGCGAUUCAUAUUCAGAUUCAGACUCACAGGAAACUAUCUUAAAUUCAGAUCUGGAAAGUACUUCUCAAGCAUCCCAAACAGCAAAGUCUGUUUCUAGUUCAAACAACGCAAUUCUACAGUUUGGAGACCAAUACGCUUUUAAUGCCGGUAUUUCGUUGUCUAUUGUUGGGGUUAUCUUAUCUCUUUUGUAA
Messenger RNA from Ascoidea rubescens DSM 1968, 489 nucleotides. RefSeq lists its product as uncharacterized. The coding region runs from base 1 to 489 and encodes 162 amino acids. The record is from RefSeq and is a predicted model, not a curated record. The transcript has a single exon. Lineage: Eukaryota; Fungi; Ascomycota; Saccharomycetes; Ascoideales; Ascoideaceae.